GACUUCAUAUUUGGUAGGUGGGUAGGUACAUUCAUGUGUGUGCGUAUGUCCUCCAUAUAAUCAAAUCAACAUGGCCUUACUCGCCAUUGGUAAGUGAGUAGGUACGUUCAUGUGCGUACGCAGGGCAGGAACUUGCAAUAAACAUCCAUUCAAGAUCAUUCAAUAUUUGAAAAUCUAUAGACGAAACGUUCUGGCAAUGUGCUGUGCAUAAUACCAUAGUACACUACAGGGUUUGCGCAGGUGCAGUUCGUCCUGCUGAUGCCAUUGAUGAGCGUCAUGCUUCAGUAGACAAUGAAACUCACGUGACAUUGAAUUAUUCAUACCUGCUACCUGAGUCAGGGUCGUCAGAAGCAGCAACAAGUCCGGACCAACGUUGGAGACUUUUUCACAGUUUUUGGUAGACGCGUUCGAAACACGUUAUGGCUGUACAUGUGCACUCGUGGUUGGCAGUUGUGGGGCUUGUGGCGGCGAUCUUUGCACAGACAAACCGCGGACAGGACGUUAGGACAGGACAGUAUUGUGGGAGUUGUGUCAGCGGGCCUCAAGGGUUACCCGGUGUCCCUGGAAACAACGGUCUCCCUGGUAACCCCGGUAGCCCUGGUAACAGUGGCGUCCCUGGUAAUAAUGGCGUCCCUGGCAACAACGGCCGGGACGGUGCCAAGGGAGACCGAGGGGAGCGGGGGCCGCCCGGGGAGAAGGGCAGUGCAGGGGAGACGGGACCUCCAGGCAUGCCGGCCCGAGUGAACCUGAAGCAGUGUGCCUGGAAAAACAUGAACAAUGAUGCGGACUCUGGGAUGAUCGUGGAGUGCGCGUUCAACAAGGUCUCCCCGACAUCCGCCCUUCGUCUGACGUGGAACGGUGUACUCCGGAUCACGGGGUCCUCCGUCGCCUGUGCGCGCUGGUUCUUCACGUUUGACGGAGCUGAGUGCGGGAAUCCCUUCCCCAUCGACGGUAUAAUCUACACGAGCAACGCUAACCUCAUCAUCCAUCGUGUGUCUACAAUUGACGGCCUGUGUUACAACCUGCCGGCUGGGCCUGUGACCGUGGCUCUGAACGUCGGGGCGUGCGCAGACCCACGCGGAACCCCGGACGCCUACACAGGGUGGAACUCCCACUCAAGGAUCAUCAUCGAGGAAGUGAACAUUUCAACCGGAAAUGAAACUGAUAUAGAAACUUGUCUGUUUCUAUUGGUCAGUGAUGUGUUGAAACGACUAUGUCAAACAGAUUCAAAACCUACAAUAGGGGCAAUGAAGUCAAUAUGUUUGUUUAUUAGACCGAUGUCUAUUAGUUUGUACAGACUGAGUUUCCAUACAUACUAUUCUUCCUGGAGUCGUUAUGCACAUUUAACAACAUACUACUAACGUAACAACAUGGUAAGGCUUAACUACAAACUACAUAAACACACACAACAUGCAAAUUGUACCGAGAGGUCAGAGGUCUGUCUGUCUGUGUGUGU
Molecule: messenger RNA, 1456 nt
Organism: Branchiostoma belcheri (Belcher's lancelet)
Lineage: Eukaryota; Metazoa; Chordata; Leptocardii; Amphioxiformes; Branchiostomatidae
Product: collagen triple helix repeat-containing protein 1-like
Exons: 4
Coding region: 420-1361 (313 amino acids)
Source: RefSeq, a predicted model, not a curated record